GGGCAAUCGUCAUACGUAGUUGGGAGUAGGACAGUGGUAAUUUAGUAGUUGCAAUAGCCAAUAUGCAAUUACUUUCCAUCUCGUCUUUCCCUUCUUCACUGGUUUGAGAAAGCGCUCUGAAUCAUACCAUCUCUCCUCGCUUCUCUCCAACGAAUACACGUACAGAAACAUCAUGGUUUUUGAGGUGGCUCUGGAAUAAAGAUAAUCCUUGUCUGUGGGGGUUCGGGUGUUUCAGUGACAUUUUGCAAUUCUCAAGGUAAUAGCCCAAUGGAAAUUCUGUCAGAAGUGUAAUAAAUUUCUUAGUGGCUGCUAGGCAUAUGUUUUGUUCAUUUCUGGUACAUUUUCAAAUGUUCAAUGAUUGCCAGCAUGGAUUUAAAUGCAUCACCGCAACCGGAGGAUGAUGAUGAGAUCUUUGGACAUCAAUUAGAGGAGGAAUCCGAGGAGCAUAUUGUACAACAGAUCAAUGAACAUACUGAUUAUGUUGAGAGUGCUGUGGAAAUUUCCCGCCGGGAGCGUGAGGAAAGGAUUCAACGACUUAAAAGACAGCGGCCAGAUGACAGGCCAACUUAUGCAUCCCACCAACGCUUGAAUGAUGAGAUUUUUCAAGAAAAAAAACACAAGGCUUCCAAAGAGCUUCCUCCAGGUUGGUUGGACUGCCCUGGAUUUGGUCAGGAAAUUGGUUGCAUUAUUCCAUCCAAAGUUCCACUCAGCGAAGCCUUCAAUACUUAUGUUCCACCUGGAAAAAGGUACUCAUUUAGGCAAGUGCUUCAUCAACAGAGAGUUUUGGGAAGAAAGUUGGGUUUGGUGAUUGAUCUUACAAACACAAAUAGGUACUAUUCCACAGAAGAAUUUAGAAAAGAUGGAAUCAAGCAUGUCAAGAUCAAGUGCAAGGGACGUGACUCUGUACCUGAAAAUGAGUCUGUUAAUUUAUUUGUUAAUGAGGUUUCGCAAUUCCUUGCUCGACAAAAGCACUCAAAGAAAUUUAUUCUAGUUCAUUGCACACAUGGCCAUAAUCGCACUGGGUAUAUGAUCGUUCAUUAUCUUAUGCGUACACUACCUAUCUCUGUGACUCAGGCAAUACAAAUAUUUGCGGAUGCACGCCCUCCGGGGAUAUACAAACCAGACUAUAUUGAUGCCUUGUACUCUUUUUAUCAUGAGAAAAAACCUGAAGCAGUUGUUUGCCCUCCAACACCUGAGUGGAAGAGAUCUUGCGAAUUUGAUUUGAAUGGUGACGCAAUGCCAGAUGAAGAUGAUGAUGGUGUUGCUGUUACUCCUUCGCAUAAUAGUCAGGAAACAACACAAGCUGUAAUGACAAAUGAUGACAUUCUGGGGGACAGUAUUCCUAGUGACCAACAAGAAUCAUUUCGGCUGUUCUGCUAUCAAGCACUGAAGUUACCACCACCUGGGGGAAGAGGAAUUCUUAAAUUUCCUGGUUCACAUCCAGUUUCUCUCGACAGAGACAACUUACAAUUGUUAAGGCAGCGUUACUAUUAUGCCACUUGGAAAGCGGAUGGAACACGAUACAUGAUGCUUAUUACAAUGGAUGGCUGUUACCUAAUUGAUAGGAAGUUUGAAUUCCGAAGGGUUCAGAUGAGAUUUCCUUGUCGGGCCCCCAGUGGUGGUUUACCUGAGAAGACCCAUCACUUCACAUUACUUGACGGGGAGAUGAUAAUUGAUACACUGCCCGACACACAGAAACAGGAACGAAGAUACUUGAUUUAUGACAUGAUGGCGCUCAAUCACAUGCCUAUCGUAGAUAGGCCUUUUUAUGAACGAUGGAAAAUGAUUGAGAAGGAAAUUAUUGAACCUCGGAAUUCGGAACGUCAGCGUAUAAUUCAGAGCAGAAAUCCAUAUUACAGAUAUGAACUGGAGCCUUUCAGGGUGAGAAGGAAGGACUUUUGGCUGCUCUCUGCAGUCACCAAACUUUUGAAGGAAUUCAUUCCAAAGCUUUCACAUGAUGCUGAUGGUCUUGUUUUUCAGGGUUGGGAUGAUCCGUAUGUUCCUCGAACACAUGAGGGCCUCUUGAAGUGGAAAUACGCAGAAAUGAACUCAGUUGAUUUCCUCUUUGAGAUCCGUGAUGACCGUGAGCUACUUUUUCUUAAUGAUGGAAAAAAUCUGAAACUGAUGGAUGGAAAUACAGUUGUAUUCCCAGAUUGUUCUGAUCCUUCAGUUUACUCGGGUAAAAUUAUAGAGUGCUCUUGGAAUUCCGAUAAUCAAGAAUGGGUGUGCAUGAGGGUUAGGAUAGAUAAAGGAACACCUAAUGAUUACCAUACUUAUCGGAAGGUGCUAAAAAGUAUUACUGACAACAUAACCGAGGAUGUUUUAUUAAAUGAGAUCCAUGAAAUUAUUCAGCUGCCGAUGUAUGCGGACAGGAUCCAAAGCGACAGCAAAGCUCGCCAGCAUUCGAGCUCAGCACGAAGACGGUGAUGAACUUCUCAAAAGUGGAGAAAGUAAACACUAGCAGUUCCAACAAGAGUCAUUAUAGAAAUAUUUGAAUCACUGCGGGCUAUACUGGUUACAUGGUAAUGUCAGAGGUCUUCCUUUGGGUUCUUUCGCGUAUAGGUUUAAAUUUGCAUGAAUUAGCAUAGGCUCAGUAUGUAUAUUUUAGUUGUUUUUACUUAGUUAUUGAAAGGUGUCCUGUUAGAUAUUUUAGUCAAGUUCAAAUUCUAGCCUUCUCUUUCUGUGCAUAUAUGAAUCCUAUGAAGCAGUGAAUUUUUUUUAGCUUUUGUAGUAUUUUUUUUUUCUCUUUUGCUACAAAUAAGUGUUCUUUAGCAAUGCCAUAUUGAGCUUAUUAUAUUCA
Messenger RNA from Ipomoea triloba (trilobed morning glory), 2800 nucleotides. RefSeq names its product mRNA-capping enzyme. Gene Ontology annotation, biological process: 7-methylguanosine mRNA capping; protein dephosphorylation. Gene Ontology annotation, molecular function: ATP binding; mRNA 5'-triphosphate monophosphatase activity; mRNA guanylyltransferase activity. The record is from RefSeq and is a predicted model, not a curated record. The transcript is spliced from 19 exons. NCBI's taxonomy places the organism in Eukaryota, Viridiplantae, Streptophyta, Magnoliopsida, Solanales, Convolvulaceae. The coding region runs from base 355 to 2427 and encodes 690 amino acids.